AUGGCAUCGUACAGCUUCUACUCGCUCGUCUCGGCGGUCAAGGACAAGUCGGCUAAGGCCAUUUCGACCUUGAGCUCGGACCUCCAGGAGUUUUCAACGACCGUCCAGGGCGACGUUGCCGAGGUGGCCAAGCAAGUAAAGAAGAAGGUUGAGGAAACGAUGGAGUCGAAGCCUGCCGCUGAAUCGACGGACGAAGCGGCGCCAGCGGACAGCAACAAAGCGCGCGAGCUCCAAGCCACGGUGACCGCGUCGCUUUUUGCGUUUGGGGCCACGCUCGAGUCGGUUGGCUCCAAGCUGCUUACAAGUGCGGAUGAGUUUAUCGGUGGCUUUGCCGGCGACGAAACCAACGACACGGCGGCCGACGAGCCGCUGGACGAAGCCGCGAGUGCUCGCCGCUUCCGACUCUCGGCGAUGCAGAACGCAGACGAAACGUACGUCGAGCCGCCAACCAACGCCGACGCCUACACGAAGUGGCGAGAAGCCAUUUCGGACGACGACUGGGCGGCGCUGUGCGCUGAGGUCGUUGAGCAUUACCCGACUGUCGACGCCAAGCGCCAAGAACUCGUGCCGGAAAUGGUCUCGGAGGACGCGUUUUGGGGCCAUUACCUCUACAAGGCGUCGCGUCUUGCAGCCCAAGAGCAGCGUAGCGCCCAGCUAUUGCAAAAGGUGGCCGGCGCGAGCGGGGACGAAGAAGAGAUUGGCUGGGACGUCGACUCGCCGCUCGCGAGCCCCACGACAGCGGCGGCCAAAAAAGAGCCAGCUGCGCCACAGUCGGCCUCCGAGACCAAGACGACGCCGGUGACGUCCCACCACUCGGACGAUUGGAUCGAUGUCGAUGAGACCAAGAAGGCGCCGGAAGCAGCCGCGAUUGUGCUCGCGGACGAAGAAGUGCUCGAUUGGGGCGACGACAACGAGCCCGCGCCGGCGGCCAAGUCGGCGAGCGACGACUGGGGCCAAUGGGAGUAA
This is a messenger RNA of Saprolegnia diclina VS20, 966 nucleotides long. RefSeq lists its product as hypothetical. The transcript is spliced from 10 exons. Bases 1 to 966 code for a protein of 321 amino acids. The record is from RefSeq and is a predicted model, not a curated record. Gene Ontology annotation, cellular component: cytoplasm. Lineage: Eukaryota; Oomycota; Saprolegniomycetes; Saprolegniales; Saprolegniaceae.